UUUUAUAGGAAGAUUCAUAAUGGAUCUCUGCUGGCAGCUCCAUUAUGAUGUCACUUAUAGGUAUAUCUGUUGCCAGAUAAGCAAUUCCAAAAGUGAUGUUCACUCCUGUGUGGAGGUACCAGAAAGCCAAGGCUCAAAAGCUAAAACAAUCACUGCUACAGAGGUGUGAUACGAUGAAGGGAAGAUCAAAGGGGAUCCAGAGUCUGAUGACGCAUAUUUGAGGGAUAGUAGGAAGAAAAUCUCCUGAUCAAUGAUGUUAACUCUUAACAAAAGAGAACCUCACUGGUUGAAUUACAAUAGCAGAUAAGAGGGUAAAAAUAGCAAUGUGAGAUUCUUAAACCUGUGUUUGUAAGUUACACAAGUAACAACAAUACCUGAAGUUAGACCUCAAUCAAUUCAUUCCUGCUAGUUACACUGGAUAACAAAAAGAAUUUUCUGAAUCGACCCUAAUAAACUACCAUUUCCAAAGCACCAACUAUGUGCAAGAUGCUAUGCUAGUUGUAGUGGAAAAUGUAAAAUAACAAUAAUAAGACCACAAAACGUGGUCCCAGCCUUUGGGGGAUUUUUAAAAACUUAUGCGACAGCAUUGAUUAUGUGUGAAAUGAAAGAGCUAACAAGAUGGGGAGACUCUCAUGCCCUAAUUGGAAGCAUGUUAUUGGACCUAGUUGUAGACUGGUAUGAUUUGGGAAACUUUUCAUUCACUCUUUACACAAGGAAAGACUAGUUUUCUUCCUGUUUCACCAACAAAGUAAAUAAAGAGCAUAUUUUCAUCAUCAUUGCCUUACACUUUUAAAAGUAGAACGGUAGCUUAUAUGUGAAACAGAAGGCUAGAUCAAAAUAAAUUUCAUUGUCAAAAGCAAAGAAGGUCUUUAAAGGAGGUGAAAAAAUCAAGUUAAUUCAUUUCUUAAUUACUGGCCUUAAAGAAUAAAUUGAAUAUCUUGAGAAAAAGAACUCAAAAAGCACCUCAGAUUCACAGGCAAAUGCAAAUAAAAAAACCACAACCACAACGAAGAACCAACACCAAUCAGAGCGCUGCUCCUCGUGGGCCCUUUCUGAGGAUUGGUAGAAACUGCAUUUUUUAAUCUCGGCUUUCAUGUUUGUCCAAGAUCUUUAAAGGGAGGAGAAAAAAGAGAGAAAGGCAGGCACUGUAUAAAAGAAGCACCCUUGAGGUUUCUAAAAUUUACACCAAAACUUCAUAGGUGAGGACGCUCACCAGAUUUAACAUUUGCACUUUGGUGAUGGACCCAGAAGGUACUUCAGUUUAUUUGGAUUAUUACUAUGCUACAAGCCCAAACCCUGACAUCAAGGAGCCACGCCCCCAUGUUCCUUACACCUCCGUCUUCCUUCCAGUCUUCUACACAGCAGUGUUCCUGACUGGAGUGCUGGGGAACCUUGUUCUCAUGGGAGCGUUGCAUUUCAAACCCGGCAGCAGAAGACUGAUCGACAUCUUUAUCAUCAAUAUGGCUGCCUCCGACUUCAUUUUCCUUGUCACGCUGCCUCUCUGGGUGGAUAAAGAAGCAUCUUUAGGACUGUGGAGGACGGGCUCCUUCCUGUGCAAAGGGAGCUCCUACGUGAUCUCCGUCAAUAUGCACUGCAGUGUCUUCCUGCUCACGUGCAUGAGUGUUGACCGCUACCUGGCCAUUGUGUGGCCAGUCGUGUCCAGGAAAUUCAGAAGGAGAGAUUGUGCAUAUGCAGUCUGUGCCAGCAUCUGGCUUAUCUCCUGCCUGCUAGGGUUGCCUACUCUUCUCUCCAGGGAGCUCACGCUGAUUGGUGAUAAGCCAUACUGUGCAGAGGAAAAACCAACUCCUAUUAAACUCACAUGGUCCCUGGUGGCCUUAAUUUUCACCUUUUUUGUUCCUUUGUUGAGCAUUGUGACCUGCUACUGUUGCAUUGCGAGGAAGCUGUGUGCCCAUUACCAGCAGUCAGGAAAGCAUAACAAAAAGCUGAAGAAAUCUAUAAAGAUCAUCUUUAUUGUCGUGGCAGCCUUUCUCGUCUCCUGGCUGCCCUUCAAUACUUUCAAGCUCCUGGCCAUUGUCUCUGGGUUGCAGCGAGAACUCUAUUCUCCCUCAGCCAUUCUUCAGUUUGGCAUUGAGGUGAGUGGACCCUUGGCAUUUGCCAACAGCUGUGUCAACCCCUUCAUUUACUAUAUCUUCGAUAGCUAUAUCCGCCAGGCGAUCGUGCACUGCUUGUGCCCUUGCCUGAAAAACUAUGACUUUGGGAGUAGCACUGAGACAUCAGAUAGUCAUCUCUCUAAGGCUCUCUCCACCUUCAUUCAUGCAGAAGAUUUUACCAGGAGGAGGAGGAGAUCUGUGUCACUCUAAAGGGAACUGUGACAUUUCGAGCUCCGUGGUGGGUUAAGGAGUUAAUUUUUGUCAGCCACAAAGAAAGAAGUGUUAAUGAUAGGAUCCACAUUGCUUCAUAAUGCAAGGAAGAGUUAAUUUUUAAAGCAAUCAAGUCCACCAGACAAAAUCCAACUCCCAUCUGUCCUUAAACUCUUGGAUAAAGGCUCCAGCUUGAACCAGUCCUUUUCUUCAUGGUUGUUAAUGGGCAUUUGGGCCUUUCCUCUUUGAAGAACCUUGGUACCUUCAAUCCCACCAUCCUUCAUACUGAGCUCCAAAUUGGACUACGUUGAAAUGAUUCUGCCUACUUUCAUCUGAUGAGAAAUGCAGUAACAAUGCAGGUAACAACAAUAUAAUAUACCUGCACUCUGUAAUUAAUUGUUUCUGAGUUACUAAGCUAGAUUCUGACCUCAAUCUUUAAAGCUGUAUAUAGCGAUUCUUCAUGAUCUUCCAACAUUGUGCUUCAUCCUAUGCUUAUUCACAGUGGCUUUGGACUGGCAAAAAAAACCUCAUGGGGAUUUUGUACAGUGUAUGUGAUUUUGGACUUCCUUUAUCAUGCGGUCGUCUAGUAUUUUAACACGUAAGCAUAUGGCAAGAUUCGACCUCUGUUUGCUUUAUAAGAUAUUGAUAGAAAUGUGUCCCAUUCAUAAUGGUGUAGUAACUAUUUUUUAAUGGGGUUUUACUAUGCUCUUUUGUUUUCAUUGCCUUUAUAAAUUAGGAUUUUACUUUGCUUUAAUUACAUGUUUUUAAUUACCCAGUUAUCUAGUUAUCACAGGAAAAUGUUGUUACUAAUAUAAUUGGAACUCAUCAAAUGCUUAGCCCUACUCCUGUGCAGAUUAUCAUUUUGUAUUUUAAUUAAAAUGUUGGUGCUACGCAUUCCCUAUACCAUCAUUUGCUUGGUGCAUAUAAUUUCAAGAUAAGAUCCAGACUACUCCGUAUUCGGCAGAAGUAGAAAAUCUCUAACAAAGAUGUCAUUAGUAUUUUAUAUACGUUUUGUCCAUACCCAGAAACCUUCUUGAAUUCCUUUACCCAAUAAAUAUUUAUUGAGCCCAUUUGUAUCUAUAUUCUUUUUGAAGACUUUGAUGUGAAAAACAUGUAAUCAGUGGCAACCACAGAGACUGCAGCAGCAAGCGUGCUAUAUAAACAUCUUUGAUUCAAGAGAAAGAGCGUUAUGUUUUUACCUCCACUGUUGACUUGAAUGAAUUACCGUCUUACUUCUAAAUAUUAGGCUUGAAAAUCACAAAAAACUUAGAGUUCUUUCAAAAACUAGCCAAUUUAAUUUCAUCCCAUGUAUCUUUCACAUUAAGAGAAACUUCAAAUAUUGAACAUCUCCCUGUAACCUAAUUAGAAGCUGAGAAUACAGUUUUUGGUUUUAUAAAUUGGCUAACUUGUUAACUUUUCUUAAACUGUUAUUAAAUAAAAAUAUCAUUUCCUUACAUAA
This is a messenger RNA of Callithrix jacchus (white-tufted-ear marmoset), 3780 nucleotides long. It is a transcript of the gene GPR15, whose product is annotated as G protein-coupled receptor 15. Gene Ontology annotation, molecular function: C-C chemokine binding; C-C chemokine receptor activity. Gene Ontology annotation, cellular component: membrane; external side of plasma membrane. Gene Ontology annotation, biological process: immune response; positive regulation of cytosolic calcium ion concentration; calcium-mediated signaling. The record is from RefSeq and is a predicted model, not a curated record. Lineage: Eukaryota; Metazoa; Chordata; Mammalia; Primates; Cebidae.